This is a messenger RNA of Suncus etruscus (white-toothed pygmy shrew), 1397 nucleotides long. Its product is annotated as uroporphyrinogen decarboxylase. Gene Ontology annotation, biological process: heme biosynthetic process. Gene Ontology annotation, molecular function: uroporphyrinogen decarboxylase activity. Gene Ontology annotation, cellular component: cytosol. The coding region runs from base 48 to 1151 and encodes 367 amino acids. The transcript is spliced from 10 exons. Lineage: Eukaryota; Metazoa; Chordata; Mammalia; Eulipotyphla; Soricidae. The record is from RefSeq and is a predicted model, not a curated record.
GUCCAGGUGAAAGUCGGGGCUUUGCGCGCAGUUACAAAAUACCUAUCAUGGACCCGAACGGAUCCGGGCCUCAGGGUUUUCCGGAGCUGAAGAAUGAUACAUUCCUUCGAGCUGCCUGGGGAGAAGACACCGACUACACUCCGGUUUGGUGCAUGCGGCAGGCAGGCCGCUACUUACCAGAGUUUCGGGAAACUCGGGCGGCUCAAGACUUUUUCAGCACUUGCAGGUCCCCAGAGGCCUGUUGUAAACUCACUUUGCAGCCACUGCAUCGCUUCCCUUUCGAUGCUGCCAUCAUCUUCUCUGACAUACUCGUUGUACCCCAGGCACUGGGCAUGGAAGUGACCAUGGUGCCUGGCAAAGGGCCUCGCUUUCCAGAGCCUUUGCGAGAAGAGCAGGACUUGGAGCGGCUCCGGGACCCAGCAGCUGCAGUCGCUGAGCUGGACUAUGUGUUCCAGGCCAUUACCCUCACUCGACAGCGGCUGGCUGGUCGGGUGCCACUGAUUGGCUUUGCUGGUGCCCCGUGGACUCUGAUGACGUACAUGAUUGAGGGUGGUGGCUCAAACACCAUGGCUCAGGCGAAGCGCUGGCUCUACCAGAGACCGCAGGCCAGUCACCAGCUGCUUCGUAUCCUCACUGAUACUAUAGUCCCUUACUUGGUGGGACAGGUGGCUGCCGGUGCCCAGGCAUUGCAGCUCUUUGAGUCCCACGCAGGGCAUCUUGGCCCACAGCUUUUCAGUACAUUUGCACUGCCCUACAUCAGUGACGUGGCCAAGCGAGUGAAGGCCAAAGUGAAGGAGGCAGGCUUGGCACCAGUGCCCAUGAUCAUCUUUGCUAAGGAUGGACAUUUUGCCCUGGAGGAGCUGGCUCAAGCUGGCUAUGAUGUGGUUGGACUUGACUGGACAGUGUCCCCAAAGAAGGCCCGGGAGCGCGUGGGAAAAAGAGUGACACUGCAGGGCAACCUGGAUCCCUGUGCCCUGUAUGCACCCAAGGAGGAAAUCGGACGACUGGUACAGAAGAUGCUGGAUGACUUUGGGUCCCAGCGCUACAUUGCUAACCUUGGCCAUGGGCUCUACCCUGAUAUGGACCCGGAACACGUGGGGGCCUUUGUGGAUGCUGUGCACAAGCACUCACGUCUUCUUCGAAAGAACUAAACUGGGGCUGGAGCAAUAGCAUAUUGGUUAGAGCUUUCGCCUUGCAUGCGGGUCUGACCCGGGUUUGAUCCCCAAGCCUGCCAGGAGCGAUUUCUGAGCAGAGCCAGGGGUAACCCGAGCCCCGUUGGAUGUGGCUCAAACAAAACAAGACAAAACAAAAAAAUAUGAAAGAACUGAGUGUGCUUACCUUCAAGUACUACUAAUACAGAUUGUGUUUCCAUGAGAAUAAACAUCCCAAAGCCAGAA